AUGUUUUGUUCAAUACAAGAGGGAUCUCAUCCACUAUUCUUCGAGUGGACACGAAAUGGACAACAAAUUAAGUCCAGUCCUGACGUCAACUAUAAGAUAGAGAGCUCUAAGAAGUUCUCCACAUUUACUAUCGAUGAGAUCACAAGAAGUGAUUCCGCGAACUAUACAUAAUCGGCGCCUAAACUAACACCUCUUGUCAGUCCUCGCACUCAGACUGAGGGCUCGUAUUUUGAUAUGUUUUGCUCAAUACAUGAGGGAUCGCUUCCAGUGUUCUUCGAGUGGUCACGUAAUGGACACCAAAUUAAGUCCAGUCCUGACGUCAACUAUAAGAUUGAAAACUUUGACCGCUUUUCGACGUUUGCUAUCAAAAAGAUUGACCGAAAAGAUGUGGCAAACUAUACAUGUGUUGCCAGCAAUACGUUUGGCUCCGAUUCCCAAACGGUUAUGCUUUUGAUUAAAGAGUCGGGAUCUCUUCCCGUAUUCUUCGAGUGGUCACGAAAUGGACAAACGAUUAAAACUAAUUCCGAAUCUCAUUAUAAGAUCGAAAAUUCGGACCGAUUUUCAGCAUUUUCUAUCAAACAGAUUGACCGAAAAGAUGAGGCAAACUAUACAUUUCCCAAAUUAUCACCAAUUGUUAACCACAGGAGUCAAAGCCAGGGCUCAUACUUUCAGAUCACGUGUACUGUUCAGGAAGGAUCUCAACCCCUAUUCUUUGAGUGGUCUAAAAAUGGACAUCAAAUUAAGUCCAGUCCUGACGUCAACUAUAAGAUUGAAAAUUACAAAAUGUUUUCCACGUUUACUAUUGAGAGGAUUGAGCGAAAAGACGGCGCAAACUAUUCCUGUGUAUUACGAAAUGCUUUUGGAUCCGACACUCAAUCCAUUGUACUCUCAAUCAAAGUUCCCAAACUAACACCAAUUGUAAACCACAAGAGCCAGACUUUGGGCUCAUAUUUUCAUACAGUGUGUGCCGUAGAGAAGGGAUCGUUUCCCGUAUUCUUCGAGUGGUCACGAAAUGGUCAGACACUCAAAACCAGUCCCGAAGUUAACUAUAAGAUAGAGAGCUCUAAGAAGUUCUCCACACUUACUAUCGAUGAGAUCACAAGAAGUGAUUCCGCGAACUAUACAUUUCCCAAAUUGGAUCCGUUGUAUAAUAAGAGUCAGAGCGAGGGCUCAUAUUUGCAGAUCACGUGUACUGUUCAGGAAGGAUCUCCUCCUCUAUUCUUCUUAUGGUCUCGAAAUGGACACCAAAUUAAGUCCAGUCCUGACGUCAACUAUAAGAUUGAGACAUCUUUGAGGUCCUCUACCCUUAGUAUUGAAACAAUCGAUAGAAACGAUUCCGCAAACUAUACAUGUGUUGUGAGAAAUGCCAUCGGAUCUGAUACUCAAUCGGUUGUCCUUACAAUUAAAGUGCCAAAACUAAUGCCAUCGUUGGCUGCGAUAAACCAAACGGAAGGCACAUAUUUUCAGGUGUUUUGCACAGUAAGGGAGGGCUCGACACCACUUUCCUUCCAGUGGGCCAGAGAUGGACAGACACUUAAGUCCGGCCCCGGAGUUGACUAUAAGAUUGAAAACUUUGAAAUGUAUUCAACGUUUACUAUAAGAAAGAUCGACAGAAGAGAUGUCGGAAACUAUACGUGUGUUGUGAGGAACGGCGCCGGGAGUGACAGGCAAUCGGUUUUGCUGUUUAUUAAAGUGCCAAAAUUAGUGGCAUUUCCUAAUAGAGUGCAGACAUUGGGCUCAUAUUUUCAAGUGUUUUGCACAAUACAAGACGGAUCCCUUCCUCUGGUAUUUGAGUGGUCCAGAAAUGGACAGAAACUCAAAUCCAGUGCUCAUCUAAACUAUAAGAUUGAAAACUUUGACAGACAUUCAACGCUUACUAUUGCAAGCAUUGAGAGGACAGAUGUCGGCAAUUAUACAUGUCUUGUGACCAAUACGUUGGGAACCGAUAGACAAGGCUUUGACUUAUCCAUCAGAGCCCUAAAACUGACGCCACUAUUGAGCCCAAGAACUCAAAACGAGGGCUCAAUGUUUCAGAUGACUUGUCCCGUACAGGAGGGCAGUCCUCCCCUAUUCUUUGAAUGGCUAAUCAAUGGACAAAUUGUUAAAUCAAAACCUGAUGUCAAUUAUAAAAUUGAAAAUUUUAAGAAAUACUCCACUUUUACUAUCGAUGAGAUCCAGAGGAAUGAUUCCGCGAACUAUACGUGUAUUGUUAGAAAUGCAUUGGAAAGCGACACACUCAAAUUGACUCCUCUAUUGAGUCCCAGGACUCAAAGCAUUGACUCGUAUUUUCAGAUCACAUGUACGAUGCAAGAGGGAAGUCCUCCCCUCUUCUUCGAGUGGGUUAUCAAUGGACACACCGUUAAGUCCAGUCCUGACGUCAACUAUAAGAUUGAAAAUUACAAAAUGUUUUCCGCGUUUACUAUUGAGAAGAUAACGAGAAGCGAUUUCGCGAACUAUACGUGUAUUGUUAGGGAUUCUGUGGGAAGUGACAGACAAACCGUUUUGCUUACAAUCAAUGCCCUAAAACUGACGCCACUUUUGAGUCCAAGAACUCAAUCCGUGGGCUCAGUAUUACAGGUGACCUGUGCUAUACAAGAGGGAAGUCCUCCCCUAUUCUUCGAGUGGGCUAUCAAUGGACACACCGUUAAGUCCAGUCCUGAUGUCAACUAUAAAAUUGAAAAUUUUAAGAAAUACUCCACUUUUACUAUCGAUGAGAUCCAGAGGAAUGAUUCCGCGAACUAUACGUGUAUUGUUAGGGAUUCUGUUGAAAGUGAUAGACAAUCCGUUUUGCUUACAAUCAAUGCACCGAAAUUGAGUUCUGGUUUAACCCAUAAGAACCAAUCCAUUGGAUCCAUGUUUAAAAUGCUAUGUUCUCUCGAAGAGGGAUCAGUUCCAGUGUUCUUCGAGUGGUCCAGAAAUGGACAGACAAUCAAAUCAAAGCCUGACGUGAAUUAUAAGAUCGAUAAUUUUGAGGAUCACUCGACACUUACCAUGAGAUCCAUUGAUAUGUCUGAUGUCGGGAACUAUACGUGUGUUGUUAGCAAUGAAUUUGGAUCUAAUAGUAGAUCUAUUUUACUAUCAAUUAAUGCUCUUAAACUCACCCCAUUGUAUCCGAGACAACAGAAUGAGGGCUCAAUGUUUCAGAUGACUUGUCCCGUACAGGAGGGCAGUCCUCCCCUAUUCUUCGAGUGGCUAAUCAAUGGACAAAUUGUUAAAUCAACACCUGAUGUCAACUAUAAGAUUGAAAAUUUCAAAAAAUACUCCACUUUUACAAUCGAUGAGAUCCAGAGGAAUGAUUCCGCGAACUAUACGUGUAUUGUUAGGGAUUCUGUUGGAAAUGAUAGACAAACCGUUUUAUUAACAAUCAAUGUCCCAAAACUAACGCCUCAAUUGAACUCAAGAACCCAUUCUGAGGGCUCAUACUUUCAGAUCACAUGUACAGCACAGGGAGGAUCUCCUCCUCUGUUCUUCGAGUGGUCACAAAAUGGACACCAAAUUAAGUCCAGUCCUGACGUCAACUAUAAGAUUGAAAACUUUGAAAUUUAUACGAAUUCUUCUUCAGUACCCAAAUUGGGUUAUUCUGUGAGUCAUAAGACACAGACUAUUGGCUCAAUAUUUCAUAUAACGUGUUCAUUAGAAGAGGGAUCUCUUCCCGUGUUCUUCGAGUGGUCCAGAAAUGGACAGUCACUCAAAUCCAGUCCUGAUGUUAACUAUAAGAUUGAAAACUUUGAAAUGCAUUCAACUUUUAUUAUAAAGACGCCAAAUCUGGCCAAACAUGUGUCCCAUAAGACACAACCCAUUGGAACCUACUUUCAGAUAUUCUGUAACUUAGAGUCGGGAUCUUUGCCCGUGUUUUAUGAGUGGUUCCGAAAUGGACAGACACUCAGGUCGGGUCCGGAUGUCAACUAUAAGAUUGAAAACUUCAAGAAAUUUUCCACAUUUUCUAUCGAUGAUAUCGGAAGAAGUGAUUCCGCGAACUAUACAUUACCCAAAUUGAGUUAUUCUGUGAGCCAUAAGACACAGACUAUUGGCUCAAUAUUUCAUAUAACGUGUUCAUUAGAAGAGGGAUCUCUUCCCGUGUUCUUCGAGUGGUCCAGAAAUGGACAGACACUCAGAUCCAGUCCUGAUGUUAACUAUAAGAUUGAAAAUUUUAAAAAGUUUUCCACUUUCUCUAUCGAUGAGAUCACAAGAAGUGAUUCCGGAAACUAUACAUGA
Molecule: messenger RNA, 4215 nt
Organism: Medioppia subpectinata
Lineage: Eukaryota; Metazoa; Arthropoda; Arachnida; Sarcoptiformes; Oppiidae
Source: the annotation of a GenBank genome assembly